UCCCCUUCACAUUCCGUGUGCUACCUGCAAAAAUUCAGACCGCCGUGAAGUUUUUACACUCCAUCUAAGGAUGUUUCGUCCAUGCCUGAUCUUCCUAACCAUCGUUGUAACCUGGGCUUUGGACUGCAAUACACCAGUGGGAAUUGAAGAUGGGACCUUAGAGGAUUCAAGGAUGACUGCAAAUUCCAACAUUAAUAAGUGGCAUGCAGCUAAGGAAGGAAGAUUGAAUAACUAUAAAGGAAAACCAGGAAACUCAGGAGUGGGUGCUUGGUGUGCGGACAAAAGAGAUUCUAACCAAUAUCGUUAUAUACAGUUCGACUUAGGUACCGUACGUAAAAUCGGAAAGAUCGCCACUCAGGGUCGUAACACAUCAUCGUACCAGUACGUUUCAAGUUACCGAAUCCUUCACAGCAAUUUAGGCACUAUAUUUGAAGGAAUACUUGAUAUAAAUCACAACGAAGUGAUAUUUGCUGGAAACGUGGACCAAAAUUCAAUUGUCACACAUGAUAUACCUAGUACUGGAAGAAUUAUUGAGGCCAGGUAUAUUCGAGUGGUUCCUGUCGAGUACAGAGCUAAUAUUUGCAUGCGUUUUGAGCUCUACGAGUGUGUGGAGCCGGUGCCAGCAACUACUGCAGCCCCACCUGCACCAGCCACGACUGAACCUCCAGUUGUCUGCCCUGAUGGAUACCGCUUGGGAGCAGACAAUAAAACAUGCGAAGACAUCGACGAGUGUGCUGAGCAAUCAAGUAAAUGUAAUCAUUACUGUCACAACACGAAAGGUGGCUAUGACUGCAGCUGUAAACAGGGAUUCAAACUCGACGUAGACCAGCGAACUUGCAUAGAUAUCAACGAAUGCUUGGUGAAUAAAGGCGGCUGUAGUCAGCAGUGUGAAAACACAGAAGGGACCUUUAACUGUAGGUGCAAUGUUGGCUACAGAUUGCAAAGUGAUGGAAAGACAUGUAAAGACAUUGAUGAAUGUGCAGAAAAGAUCGACUUGUGUACUCAGAACUGCGAAAAUACCGAAGGAAGCUAUACUUGCAGCUGUAACGCCGGAUACAGACUUGCCUCCGACAAGUACACUUGCAAAAACAUUGAUGAAUGCAAUGAAGGUACUAGCGGAUGUAACCAGAUUUGCACUGAUACCCUGGGAAGCUUCAAAUGCAGUUGUAGAGCCGGAUACAAACUGAAGACUGAUAUGAAGACUUGUGAAGAUAUAGACGAGUGCCAAGCCAGUAAUGGGGGAUGCAGUGACACUUGUCAAAAUUUGGUGGGCUCGUACAUUUGCACCUGUCCCAGCGGCUACCAGCUCGAUGGAACCGGAAAGAAUUGCAUCGACAAGAACGAGUGCGCUCUUGCGAACGGUGGUUGUCAGCACACAUGUAACAACAGUCUUGGUAGCUUUUUAUGCUCCUGUAAUGAUGGCUAUAAACUCAAUUCUGAUGGCUUAACUUGCUCAGACAUCGAUGAAUGCACAGAUGGCUCAGCACAGUGUGACCCAAAAAGCACCACCUGCAGUAACCUUAUACCUGGCUAUGAAUGCAAGUGUAAAAAAGGAUACUUGGUAAUAAGCAAUGAUAAGAACAAGUGCAAAGCCCCUACUUGCCCAGCACUCCUCCAAUCAGUGGGAACCACUGUUUCUCCACAAACGUGCCUACAGGAUCAAGUCAUGGAGGCCGGCGAUUUGUGCAAAUUCGGUUGCGCUAUAGGGUUCGAACUACCUGAUCACGAGGAUACCCUCCUCUGCCUGCCAACUGGAAGCUGGAAUGCAUCGGUCAUUAAUUGCAAAAGAGUAAGCUGUCCAAAGCUGGUUGCUCCCGCAAAUGGAAAGCUUAAUCCAGAUACUUGCGUCACCGAAGGAAACGUUUAUCAAAGAAAGUGCGGGUACGUUUGCAACAGUGGCUACACGUUGUCUGGGGUGCAAAUCAAGACUUGUCUUAGCAACGGACAAUGGGACAGCCAGGAGGAACCAACAUGCACUCAAAGCUAUCCGGAUCCUUUUAUAACAUGUCCAGAUAACGUGCACGUUACUCUGUCUCCUGGCGCCAAUGAAGCUGACGUUUCGGCUUUGCUCCAGGAUCCCCAAUCCAAUCAGCCGCCGUCCAGAAUAACAAUUACACCGGCAGAGUACUUUAAAGAAAAAAUGUUUCCAGCCGGCACAACUACUUUAACUUACGUGGCAACAAAUGAAGUCGGAAAAACGGCCCAAUGUCAGACUCUAGUCAUCGUCCUUGACAGCGAACCUCCAAAAACGGACUCUUGUCCAGACGCUAUAUAUGAGACCACAACGGGUAACAGCAAAGUUAUAAGUUGGAACCCACCCAAAUUUAUCGACAAUGUGGCAGUUGUGAACGUGGUAUCUACUAAGAACCCAGGUGAAACAUUUAACACCGGCUCUACAAAUGUGAUAUACACAGCCACAGAUGCUGCGAAAAACAGAGGAACUUGCACGUUUACAGUCCAUCUCAAAAAAAUCGGAUGCAUUCAGCCUGAAGACCCAGAUAACGGUGCACUGGUUUGUCAGUUUGGCAGUUUCUGCACUAUCAAAUGUAACCAAAAUAAGAAACUUUUCAAAAACACAUUUUUCAUAUCGUGUUCAUCCUCGACGUUGGAAUGGAGUGAAAUCCCCGACUGCGUGGAUCACGUAAAUCCGGCUGCCGACGGUUCAUGUCCUAUUGGCUUUGUUAAACAAGGAAGCAUCAAUGGCGCCUUCACAGAAAACAUUUGUGUGAAAUGCCCAAGAGGUUAUUCCUACAAUAGUAACGAUAAAACAUGUGAGCCAUGUCAAAUCGGCUACAUUAGUACAUCAGAAGGUUCAAUGCAGUGCCACGCAUGCCUGAACAACACUUCAACUUUAGAAGUUGGCUCCAAAUAUUGCACAGCUUUGUGUUACGCCGGUCAGUUCUCCAAAUCAGGAUUUGAUCUGAAAGCAGAUCUUGAACCUUGUGAGCCUUGUCCGAUUUCCUCUUACCAAUCGCAGGCUGGCCAAAAAAGUUGUGAGAAGUGCCCUAAUGGUACCACCACCAUCAGCUCGGGUUCAGCAUCUGUCGAUUCUUGUGGAGGACUACCGGUGAUCACGCGAUACGAACCUAACCCAACCAAUGCGACCGAAAGAUAUUCUACCCAAUUUGAAUGUUACGGACAUGGAUUACCUCUGCCUUAUUUUAAGAUCACUAAGGUCAAACCGGCACCAGAUGGUUUUGGAGGCCCAUUUACUCAAGAGUACAUCAAAGGUCCGGACGGCAACCAGAUUGGCAUUCGUCACAUCAUCAGCAAGGUUACUGAGCAUGACGCUGGCGCUUACGAGUGUAAAGUGGAGAAUAAGUUUGGUACUGAUCAGAAGUACCUGUCUCUCAACGUGGAACUCAACUUCGAUGUCGGAAAGCGUCGCCGUCGCCGUCGCCAACAAAUUUUAAAGGCUGCACGAUAGGGAACAGUUAAGGGAACAAUACUGGAUAAUAUGGUUACAAAUAAAAGCUCAUCUAACCAAGAUGUCUGGAAAGUAUUGUAGAACUUGUAGAAGAGGUCAUAAUUAAACACAACAUUAUCGCGUUAA
Messenger RNA from Stylophora pistillata, 3553 nucleotides. RefSeq lists its product as uncharacterized. The record is from RefSeq and is a predicted model, not a curated record. Gene Ontology annotation, molecular function: calcium ion binding. NCBI's taxonomy places the organism in Eukaryota, Metazoa, Cnidaria, Anthozoa, Scleractinia, Pocilloporidae.